This is a messenger RNA of Sebastes umbrosus (honeycomb rockfish), 2035 nucleotides long. RefSeq names its product olfactomedin 2a (gene olfm2a). The transcript is spliced from 6 exons. Lineage: Eukaryota; Metazoa; Chordata; Actinopteri; Perciformes; Sebastidae. Gene Ontology annotation, biological process: signal transduction. The coding region runs from base 270 to 1721 and encodes 483 amino acids. The record is from RefSeq and is a predicted model, not a curated record.
AGGGACGACUCCAGCGUGAUGCUGUUGGAUGUGAGCUGCUCUCCUCUACCCGGUCUCUGGCUGUCCCUCUGACUGAGCCAGUGGUGUGUGAGUCUGGUGACUGUGCUUCACCAGCUCUGGUGCUCGGCGGGCUGAGGCAGAAGCUGACUGGCCGGUUCCCUGCCUGGGCUGUCUGGAGCAGAGUGACUGGAGCCGAGGAGGUCCAGGGCAGGGCAGGGUAGGGCCGGCUGUAGGGCCGUUUGCGCCGGGGGGCCCCACGGGGAGCAAACAUGAGCGUCCCCAUGCUAAAGAUCGGGGCGGUGCUCAGCACCAUGGCCAUGGUGACCAACUGGAUGUCUCAGACUCUGCCCUCUCUGGUGGGACUCAACGGGACCACCAUCUCCAGAGGGGGCACCUCGGAGAGGAUUGUCAGCGCUCUGUACCCGAGCCCAGAGGAGGGCUGGCAGAUCUACAGCUCGGCGCAGGACGCAGAUGGGAAGUGUAUCUGCACCGUGGUCGCACCGGCCCAGAACAUGUGUAACCGCGACCCGCGCAGCAGGCAACUUCGCCAGCUCAUGGAGAAGGUUCAGAACAUUAGCCAGUCGAUGGAGGUGCUGGACCUGCGGACGUACAGAGAUCUACAGUAUGUCAGGAACACCGAGGGCCUAAUGAAAGUGGUGGAUGGAAAGCUGAAGGUGGCCUCCGAGAAUCCCCGCAGUCUCAAUCCAAAGGGCUUUCAGGAGUUGAAAGACAAGGUGACCCAGCUGCUCCCCCUGCUGCCAGUGCUGGAACAGUACAAGACGGACGCCAAGAUGAUCCUGCGUCUCCGGGAGGAGGUGAGGAAUCUGUCCUUGGUGCUGAUGGCCAUCCAGGAGGAGAUGGGCGCCUAUGAUUACGAGGAGCUUCGCCAGAGAGUCCUGCUGCUGGAGACCAGGCUCCACUCCUGCAUGCAGAAACUAGGCUGUGGGAAGCUGACUGGCGUCAGUAAUCCCAUCACAGUACGUGCAUCAGGGUCAAGGUUUGGCUCGUGGAUGACCGACACCAUGAUCCCCAGCUCAGACAACAGAGUGUGGUCCAUGGAUGGUUACUUCAAGGGACGGCGUGUCCUGGAAUACCGCACCAUGAAUGAUUUCAUGAAGGGCCAGAACUUUGUGCAGCACUUGCUGCCUCACCCCUGGGCAGGCACCGGUCAUGUGGUCUACAACGGCUCGCUGUACUACAACAAGUACCAGAGCAACAUCAUCAUCAAGUACCACUUCCGUUCUCGGAGCGUGCUGGUGCAGCGCAGCCUGACCGGGGCCGGCUACAACAACACCUUUCCCUACUCGUGGGGCGGUUCCUCUGACAUCGACCUGAUGGCGGAUGAGAAUGGCCUGUGGGCCGUUUACACCACCAUCCCCAACGCUGGGAACAUUGUCAUCAGCCGCUUGGAUCCCAUGAGUCUGGAAGUGCAGCAGACUUGGGACACAGGAUUUCCCAAGCGCAGUGCUGGAGAGUCUUUCAUGAUCUGCGGCACACUUUAUGUCACCAACUCCCACCUGGCUGGCGCCAAGAUCUACUUUGCCUACUACACCAACACAUCAAGCUACGAGUACACAGACAUCCCUUUCCACAAUCAAUACUCCCACAUCUCCAUGAUGGACUACAACCCCAGGGAGAGGGUCCUGUACACCUGGAACAACGGACACCAGGUGCUCUACAAUGUCACACUGUUCCAGGUUAUUAAGACUUCUGGGGACUGAGAGCCCUCAGACGGACCCACUCAAAUAAUGCUGUGAUCAUUGUUCGGGGAGGGGCAAGCGGGCCGGGUGGAGGUGGGUGGGGUUUUGGGUUGUGUGGGAUCAGGGGCUUCAGUGUAAGGGCAUAGGCUUGGAUUUUUUUUAAAGAAUUUCAAUCUUCAUAGAGUGCUAUUAUUCACAUUCUCAAAAAAAACACUACGGCUCAAGGUCGGUAAAGAGACAAAAGACUGAGCGCUUCUCUUAUUUUUCUUUCUGUGAUGAGUAAGCAUGGUUCUUUUUAUUUGUGAUGAGAAAUAAAUAUCAAUCUUUACCAUUUA